This is a messenger RNA of Aspergillus alliaceus, 467 nucleotides long. RefSeq lists its product as uncharacterized. The transcript has a single exon. The record is from RefSeq and is a predicted model, not a curated record. Bases 133 to 390 code for a protein of 85 amino acids. NCBI's taxonomy places the organism in Eukaryota, Fungi, Ascomycota, Eurotiomycetes, Eurotiales, Aspergillaceae.
CAUAUCUCUGUCAUCAACCUCUAUACUUGGUUUGUUCGGUUCUGUUAGAUUAUUUUCGGCUUUCUCUUUAUACCUGGCUACUACUUACUUUAUCAAGAUACAUAUAUCGGGGUUCAAGGAAAGUACAUAAAAAUGGAGCAUUACCAGAGCAAUCUGUUAAAACUCAGUUCGAUUAAACGUUUGAAGGAUAUAAAAAUCUGUCUUUAUGGAAAUACAUGGAAAAGUUGGAUAUAUAUAUGUACAUACACACGGAUCCCGCAAAGAGGAAUUCUCUGCUUUUCCCACUCGACCAAAAAACCAGCGUCAGCUGAAGGUAAAUAUAUUCUACUCGAAAUUGAUCACGUGUCAUCACAUCCUAUUGUUGUCAUAUUCCAGAUGACACCAGUAUGACUUCCUCAAGACUCUGAAUGCUCCAUCUUAAUCCUUCGCCUUUCCUAGCCCCUGUUCACAGUGACGAACAGAAGCUA